AUGGGGACUUCAUCUGUAAAGGGUCUGAAAACUUCUCAGAAUGAGUGUAGAUCUGUAAAGAGCCAAAAGGUGAAGGAGUUACCAUCAGGUUGUGGCUGGUUGAGUGCUACCCCGUAUCCCAUGGGCUACACUACAGCCAUGCUUCUCAAAGUGUGCAGAUGUAUUACUUUGAAAGCUUCAAGUGCAGAUACUGACCUGCCACAGUUUCUCUCCAGAGCUGUUGGAAGGUCCCUCUUGGGCAUCCAGAAUCGCUGUAACAGUUCCCGUGAAGUUGUAAGCAACUCCCCAAGACCAAGUCGUGUUAAAUUUAGAAGUCACUCGAAUCACCUGAUUGUCGAUUUACAGACGCAGUUAUCCGCGUGGCUCGGGCUUCCCCGCCCGCAGCUCCUGGAACCUGGCCCGGCUGAGGACGCCCUUCUAGCGCCGGGAACUGGCGCUCACGGGGCACUCCCCCAAGCCGAUGCCUGGGCGCGACCUCCUGGCACUCCCCCCGCCUCCGACACUCAGCUGCCGCCCCUUACGCCAAACUCGGGCGUGCCGCGAGCCUCGCCUUCUCUCCCAGGCCACCGCCUCCUUGGUCCUCGUCCUCCGGCGCCGGCGCUGCGGCGCGGGGCCGCGGUGGCGCGGGAACGCGGGGAUGCACUCUCGCGCGCGGGAGGGGUGACCCUGGGGACACGCGCGGCCGCGGGAGGGAGCGUGAGAGGGGGAACAAGGCUGGCUUGGCGAAAGGGGUCGCCCGGCGUUAUAAGGCGGGGGCGUCACCGGCCGGGGCCCUCCGCUGGCUCUUCUCCUUCCAGAGCUUUGCUGGCGCCUGGCACGGUGAAUGGGAAGAUGGAGAUGGAUGUUGAGGGAGUUUCUCCGCGCGAGGAUCCCAUCCCCCGCUCCCAGGGGGCUGGCGGAGCCUGCCAAGCGCCGCCACAGCCGCCCCAGCCCCAGCCCCAGCCCCCGCCGCCGCCGCAGCAGCCGGCUCCGGAUGAACCGCCCGGCGAGAGCGCGGGCACGGAGGAUAGCGACGAUCCUGAUCCCGAGGCGAGACCUGACAGCGAGAAGGGAGAGAGCAAGAGAGAUCAUGGCCUGAGAGGUGACGUUUAUCCCGAUGCGCUCAUGACAGCAUCUCAAAGAUUCCACGCCGCCAGCUGCUCCGGCUUGAAGCCACCCUCCCGGAGAGGCGGCAGGAGGCAAGCCUGGAGGAGGCUCCGCUUUUUGGCAGAGGAUGGACCCACCUUCUCAGGUGUCCUGGGAUCUAAUGAGGCACCACGAGGAGGAUGCUGGUCCCAUGACAGAGCACAGCAGCUGGAACCGAGAAAUGCCCAGAGUGGGACUCAAACCCAGCACCCUUCAGACAGGAGCUCUCUGAGCCGCAGUUCCUGAUUGGACUGUGUCUGUUUUGUUAUCAUUGAAUUGACACACAGUUUUGCACGCUUUUGAAUGGUUGGGUUGGCUUCCCCCUGACCUCCUGUAUUUUUUUCUUUUUCUUUUCCCUUGGCCCUGGGGAUUGGAAGAAAAGAAUUGCCUUGGAAAACAUGAUUCUGUUGCUGAAAUUAACCUUGUUUAUGAACCAGUUCUGUCCCAAGGGAUUUUCAAAAUUGCAAUCCCAGGUUACCUAGUCAGUGGGGCUGCAUGGUUUGAUGUUGUGUAGUACUGAUCCUUAGAUGAAAAAUGCAUUUUCCAUCUUCCCUCUUUUCAACAUUUGGAUCCAGGUAAUGGCCCGAGUCCCAUUUGCUUAGCUACUGGAGCGAUCUCAGUGCCGUAUUGCUUGGAGUUGAAGUGUAAUCAAACAUAUUAUACCUGGGGCUUUUGCACGCCAUUUGGUGUAAAUGUUACUCGACAAAAGAACAUGAACCUUGUAGGGUGAAAUUUAAUUCCUGUCUGGUACUGCAGCUAGAAUGGGGGAGAAAUUAUAAAUAUCAAAAGUGGCUUCAAGUGCUUUGAAUGUAAACUACCCAGCAGUCAGUGGUUGAUCUUCUAAGGCAGAGCAGGGACCAGGGAUCACCCACCCCUGCCAGCAGUGUUGGUCCAGUGUCCCUUCUGGAGGAAUCUGUGGACGAGGCCCGCUUCUGUGUUUGGGUUGGCGGAGAUUGUUUCUGACCUGUGCUCUGUAACCAUGCCUGCCUUGAAAUAAAACACCUUCCAUUGA
Messenger RNA from Phacochoerus africanus (Common warthog), 2137 nucleotides. Its product is annotated as transcriptional activator somA-like. The record is from RefSeq and is a predicted model, not a curated record. Bases 1 to 1371 code for a protein of 456 amino acids. The transcript is spliced from 7 exons. Lineage: Eukaryota; Metazoa; Chordata; Mammalia; Artiodactyla; Suidae.